GCUGACAGACUCUGAGGGAUGAGAGAGGGAAGAUGCUAAGGAAAUGUUUUCCUUCACCGCAGAAAACAAGCGACCAGAAACCGCAGAAUGUGACUGAACCACCACAGACGAGCACCGUCAACCAGAUGAUGGCAGUCGACCAGGAUGGACAGAUCAUGGCCUAAAGUAAAUAAAAUGGCCUAUUUUGUGAAAUAGAAAGCUACAUCUGCUAACUGGAUUCCUAACGAAACCUUUUGGAGUUCAAUAUAUCGAAGACGGACUUCACUUUUGACCUUUAGACUGGACGCCGGCUGUCAAUAUGUUGGGUUAAGAAUGUGUGAAGUCUUCAGUCUUUGACACUGCAGCAAGCGUUUCCUUCAAAACCCAUCUUUAGUAUUCUUGGACUGUUGAAGAAGCUUCGGUCGACAUGUUUACGGCUCUGAAGAAGCUGGUGGGCUCUGAAGCCGUGCAGCUCAGGGAUAGAAAUAUUCCUGCAGGUCUGCAAUCCAUGAACCAGAGUCUACAGAGGCGCUUUGCCAAGGGCGUGCAAUAUAACAUGAAAAUAGUCAUCCGUGGGGACAGGAACACUGGGAAAAGUGCACUUUGGCACCGACUUCAAGGGAAAAAGUUUCUGGAGGAGUACAUUCCCACACAGGAGAUCCAGGUCACCAGCAUUCACUGGAACUACAAAACAACAGAUGAUGUAGUUAAAGUUGAAGUCUGGGAUGUGGUGGAUAAAGCAGGGAAAGGCAAAAGACGCGGGGAAAAUCUGAAACUGGAAAACGAACCUCAGGAGUCAGAAACAGAGAUGGCUCUUGAUGCAGAGUUUCUGGAUGUCUACAAGAACUGUAACGGCGUGAUCAUGAUGUUCGACAUUACCAAACAGUGGACAUUCAAUUACAUCCUUCGGGAGCUGCCAAAAGUGCCAACGCACAUCCCAGUGUGUGUCCUGGGUAACCAGCGGGACAUGGGAGAGCACAGAGUCAUCCUACCUGACGACAUCAGAGACUUCAUCAACAGUCUGAACAGACCUCCAGGCUCCUCCUACAUCCACUAUGCCGAGUCCUCCAUGAAAAACGGCUUUGGUCUGAAAUACCUCCAUCGCUUCUUCAACAUCCCGUUCCUGCAGCUACAGAGGGAGACUCUGUUACGGCAACUGGAGACAAAUCAGCUUGACAUCGAUGCCACGCUGGAAGAGCUCAGUGUUCAGCAGGAGACGGAGGACCAGAACUAUGACAUAUUUCUUGAGAUGAUGGAAGCACGCAAAGCUUACGGCUCUCCGGCGCCCUCUAAUGGCCAGAGCCCGUCAUCUGGCUCCCAGUCUCCUGUGGUUCUUCCUGGAGCCGCUUCUCCUAGUAACUCUAGCCCCAGCACCCCACAGGCUCCUGUCCCGCUUCAGACGCCUGCCCCACCACCACCUCCAUCUAUACCACACCCUACAGCCCAGACCACAGCCACACAAGUCCAGCAGACACCAUCACAAACCUUAGAAGCUUCACCUGCCGCACCGACACCUGCUCCUGCCCAACUUACAGCUCCUGCUGCACAGAAAAGAGGAUUCAUCUCACGUUUGUUUGGAUCCUCCACUGCUGAGACUUCACCAGACAAACCAGAAUCUACAGGCUCUGAAAGCAUAAAGAUCUCUGGAAAGGUGCAGAGUGUGGAUGAAUUUGUGCCAGAGGUGGGAUUAGACCGAACCUUUCUGGAUGACGGUGGAAAAGCAGCAGCAGCGGCGGCUAAAUCAAAAAACAAAUCUUCAGGCUCAGCUCCGAUCCUAGACAGUGACAGUGAUGGAGAGGGACAGGGAAAUCCUCUGGUCUCCGGCUUCCAGGAUGAUUUAGAUCCAGAUGACAGAGCGCCGAGUCAGCCUGCAGUUAAAGCAGUGGUGCCGAGCAAAGACAUCACACUGACCAGUGAUGAAGAAGUGGAAGAUUCAUCUGUUCACCAGCAUAAAGCCAUCAGCAGCUCAGGGCCAAACACAAAGGGAUCCUCACUGAACUCCGUCAAACAGCUGCAAACAAAGUCAAAGGCAGCUGAAAGACCCCAAAGCCUGAAGACCACAGCGGGACCUGCAGUGCAGAGAGCCAGCCUAAAGACAGGAGGCACUGUUGAGGCAGACUCCGAUUCAGACCGAGAGGCUCCAGUCGCUCAGCAGAUGCUUUCUUUUGUCAUGGACGACCCGGAUUUUGAGAGCGAAGAGAUUGACGUACCCAAAGCCAAGAAGGGCGCUUUCUCUGCACGAGAUGACUUUUCUGACCGCUCGGAUGAUGGUUUUGUGUUAGCUGGACUCACGGAGCCUCCCAAACCUGUUGCGCCCUCAUUUAAGACCAUUAACAGUGAUAUUGACCUGUUCGGCUUGGGCUUGGAAGAGGCGACACCUAAAAGUAAAGAAAGCAGUGAAGAUCAGGAAGAUAAUGAAAGCAGACACUCCACUAAGGAUAAGAAAAAGAAGAAAAAGAAAAGCAAAGAAGAGGAUGAGAAAAGCAGCAAAAAACGACACAAACACAAGAAAAAGGAAAAAGAGGAGACCGUAACGGGAGAUGAGAAAGACAAGAAGAAGAAGAAAUCCUCCAGGACCAAGAAAGCAGGAACUGUGGAUGAUCUUGAGGCUUUUCUGGCGGGAGGAGACGGACCUGGAAACAGUGAAGGCGGAGACUAUGAAGAACUCUAACCAAUCAGGAUUAGACACCGUGUGACAUCAUCGCCAGGUCAUUUUCCCAAUCCAUUCCACCUGUUUUCUCAGUGCCUAGCCUUUUGGAUUUCCACAGCGUUUGUUUGUUCUUCCAGCGUCGAAGCUUUACGUCGUGCUUUCUCAAACUUUACACAAUCACACAAUUUUCACACAAAGUAUUUUCAGACCUUUAGAUGCGUCAGAUUUCACACGCAAGAUCAAGAGAUAUUCCGUUAUUAACUGAUUAAAAGAGUCAUUCCAGCAAAUCUAUGCUGUUCGACAAAGACUUGAGGACGUGUUUAAGCUUUAUUAGGGGUUUUUUUGUGUGUCACAGUGUGUGUGUGUGUGUACUGUAUGUGUGUCCUUGAAAACUUUUACAACUCUGUGUGUAAUUGUGUGUUCUUUUAGCAAACAAAUAGAGAAAUGUAUCCACAUGCAAUACACAAGCAGAACGAAUUUCAGUAAUGCAUCGAAGAAAAUGAGUUGCGCUUCAUUGAAUCUUUCCACUUGUGUUUUACAAAUCAGAAUAAGAAUGAACACUAGGGCUGCACAAUAUUGGAAACGAAACUGACAUUGCAAUAUUUUGCAUUUCUGCGAUAAAUAUGGCCAUACAGUAUGAAUUUAAUUUCACAAAAUGACCCAAGUAGCUGUUUGGAAAUAAUUUUACAUUGGUUGGGAUGAUUUAAUAAACUAAACAGUGUGUGUAUGAGUGUGUGUAAAUGUGAGAGUGUAUGGGUGUUACUAGAGCUGCACGAUUAAUCAAAAAAAGAUCUCGAUUCGACCCCCUAGACCAGGCAUGGGCAAACUCGAUCCUCGAGGGCUGGUGUCCCUGCAGAGUUUUGCUCCAACACUAAUCAAACACACCUGAACACCCUAAUUAGUGUCUUCAAGAUCACUAGAAAGCUACAAGCAGGUGUGUUUGAUUAGGGUUGGUGCAAAACUAUGCAGGACACCGGCCCUCCAGGAUCGAGUUUGCCCAUCCCUGCCCUAGACGAUCUUAAUCCAGCAUUUCUACGAUUCUGCCAAUCAUAUUUUCAAGUUCAGGAGAGAAGCAUAAAAGGGGGCCGCACAAGUCUUCACAUUGUUUUACAUGCAUUGCUCAGCAACGUGGACACCUCUAAAUGGUGUUGAAAGAGUCACAUACUGUAUUUAUAAGGUAUAAUUAACCCAAAACGUCAUUUCUGUCUUUAUGUAAUGAUGUAUUCGUGGCUGCGAAAUCACACGUGACGUGAGCUGACCGUGAGCUGUUACCAUAGAGAGGGCAGGCGUACGCGCGCUUGUGAAUGAUGUCUACUUUAGUGAACAGAACCUGCAUAGGCUGUGAAUAACAGGUAAUACAGUUGUAAAUAACAUUCAGUUUGUUGCACAGAGCGAUCGUUUGAGAGCCGCACGAGAUGUAUGCACAGCACUUAGCAGUGAAAAUGAAACCGAAACAUCAUUUCAAGAGUUCCCACUUAGAUAUGCUUGGCAUUUAAAGCAGGUUUGGCAUGCUGUCCCGGGAGAGAACCCUGAGCUCGGAGAUAUUUGAGCCCAGGGCUCCCGCCCGGUCGAUAAGCAUAUCAGGAGAUCCGGUAGGUCUCGAGAGCUCCCCCUUUAGAAAAGGGAGGAAAAGGAGGAGAUGGGGUGGAAGGGGGAAUUCUUCCAAACGAAGAUAGAGCAGUAGGAAGAAAAUGAUCUAUUUAUAGUAAACUAGAAUCACUCUGAUUGGAUUAUUACUGAUUACAGAUGAGCGGCCAGACGUGCUCAAUCAUAUCACGUGCUCCUCUCGAAAUUAGUUUAUAAAACUUCACUUAAAUAAUCAUGUCGCGUUUUAGAGUUAUGAUUACGACAAACAUUGAAUAUUUUUCUUUCAUAGCGAACACACAGUUGUGCAUGAAAAUAAAUGUUUAACAUGGUCAGUAUAACUACUCUAGCCUAUAUAUAAUGCUGAAUAUGAUGCAAGAGAGCAUCUGAUAAUGACAAAUGUCUGAUUUCACUAGUAGAAAAAAAAUGGUCUAAUAAUGUUGUCAAUGACAGGUUGCAAGCAUGUGUCUCAAACAUAAUAAUUCCAAUUAAGUCUAUUCAAAAUUGAGCAUUUUAACCAACAGUAGACCUACAUAUAAUAUUAUGAUCAUUGUUUUACUGUAUGUUUGAGAAAUAAUAAUAAUAGGCUACUCAGAUUAACCUUUAUUUAACAUCUACAGAAUCGUGAAAACAUCCUAAUCUUUAUUUUAAGCAGAAGAAUCGAGAUUUUCAAUUUUUUUAUCCAGAAUCGUGCAGCUCUUGGUCUUACCCAGUAAUAGGUUGUGGCUGGAAGGGCAUCCGCUGCGCAAAACGUAUGCCAAAAUAGUUGCCGGUUCAUUCCGCUGUGGCGCCCCCUGAUAAAUAAGGGACUAAGCCAAAGAAAAAUAAAUGAUAUAGAUAAAAAUAUUCAUUUUCAAAAUGGGGCGUACUCAUUUAUACUGAGCACUGUGUGCAAACAAUACAAAGCUUCAAGCGUAAUCAAUGUAUUAGUGCUCUUUGGAUAAGGGAUUCUUUCAAUUCAAUUCAAUUCACCUUUAUUUGUAUAGCGCUUAUACAAUGUAGAUUGUGUCAAAGCAGCUUCACAUAAAAGGUCACAGUAAAUAGGAACAGUGUAGUUCAGUUUGUAGUGUUCAAGUUCAGUUCAGUUUAGCUCAGUUCAGUGUGGUUUAAUAAUCACUACUGAGGGUUCAAACACUGAAGAGCAAAUCCAACGAUGCGCAGCUCUACAGAUCCCGAACCAUGCAAGCCAGUGGCGACAGCGGAGAGGGAAAAAAAAAUUCACUAAUUGGCGAAAGUGAAGAAAAAACCUUGAGAGAAACCAGACUCAGUUGGGCACGACCAUUUUAAUUUCUCCGCUGGCCAAACGUCUUGUGCAGAGCUGCAGUCUCAUUGGCGGAGGCUGGAAGCUCUUUAAAAGUAUGCAAAUCUAAAUAAUAAGUCCAAGGCAAAAUAAGUGAGAAAAGUUCAAAAGCCUUUA
Danio aesculapii is the source of this 5630-nucleotide messenger RNA. It is a transcript of the gene rabl6a, whose product is annotated as RAB, member RAS oncogene family-like 6a. Gene Ontology annotation, molecular function: GTP binding. Gene Ontology annotation, cellular component: nucleus; cytosol. The transcript has 16 exons. The record is from RefSeq and is a predicted model, not a curated record. NCBI's taxonomy places the organism in Eukaryota, Metazoa, Chordata, Actinopteri, Cypriniformes, Danionidae. Bases 407 to 2650 code for a protein of 747 amino acids.